AAUAACUACAUUCUUUCCUCCAGUAUGAGAUGGAGUAAGAGAAAAUUUGUUUUAAAUGCUAGCCAAGGGUUUUUCAUUGAAAUUAAUUCAACAAACACUGAAUGCGCAUUAUGCUGAACAAUGAAACUUCAUUAUUAUCUAAAUGUAAAUAUCCAGCUGCAUAUGAAAAGACGACAGCCUUAUUAUUAUCAAAUUAUUUUUAAAGAUAAUACUGUGCCUACACAGAUUUGGGAUAACAAACGUUUGUAUGCUCUCCUAUGCCUUAGUAAACUAAUAAUUGGAAAUACCUAUCAAAAGACCUAUAAAUGAUCACUACUUUGAUCUUGAAAUUCAUUACACUUCCAGAGAUUUAUUUUAAAUAAUCCUACAUAUACGGAAAAAGUCAAUGGAUAAAUACGUCACAGGACACAAAAUCAAUGUGGAAAAAUCACUAGCAAAAAAUCACUAGCAUUCCUAGACACCAACAAGAGUCACACAAAGAGUCAAAUCAGGAAUGUACUCCAGUUCACAACUGUCACAAAAAGAAUAAAAUACCUAGGAAUACAGCUAACUAGGAAGGGGAAAGAUCUCUACAAGGAGAGCUAUAAACUACUGCCCAAAGAAACCAGAGAUGAAGGCCAGGUGUGGUGGCUCAUUCCUGUAAUCCAAGUGUUUUGGGAGGCUGAGGUGUGAGGAUUGCUUGAGCACAGAGGUUCAGGAUCCGUCUGGGCAACACAGCAAGACCCCAACUCAAAAGAAAAAAAUCUUUUUUUUAAUUAAUAAAAAGAAAUCAGAGAUGAGACAAACAAAUGGAAAAACAUUCCAUGCUCAUGGACAGGAAGAAUCAAUAUUGUUAAAUUCGCCAAACUACCCAAGGAAUUUAUAGAUUCAAUGCUAUUCCUAUUAAACCACCACUGAGAUUUUUCACAGAACUAGAAAAAAUAUUUCAAAAUUCAUAUGGAACCAAAAAAGAGUCCAAAUGGCCAAGGCAAUCUUAAGCAAAAAGAACAAACCUGGAGGCAUCAUGCUACCCAGCUUCAAACUAUACUACAGGGCUACAGUAACCAAAACAGCAUGGUACUUACUGGUCAAAAAACAGACACACAGACCAGUGGAACAAAACAGAUAACCCUGAAAUAAGACCACACGCCUACAACUAUGUGAUCUUUGACAAACCUGACAAAAAAAAGCAAUGGAGAAAGGAUUCCUUGUUCAAUAAAUGGUGCUGGGAGAACUGGCUAGCCAUAUGAAGAAAACUGAAACCGGACCCCUUCCUUAUACCACGUACCCACAGUUAACUCAAGAUGGAUUCCAGUCUUAAAUACAAAACCUAAAACUAUAAAAACCCUGGAAGACAACUGAUGCAAUGCCAUUAAGAAAACAGGUGACAAUCUGCCAAGAUGGCUGAAUAGGAACAGCUCCGCAGCGCAGUUCCCAGCGAGAGCAACACAGAAUGUCAGUGAUCUCCCCAUUUCCAACCGAGGUACCAUGUUCAUCUCAAUGGGACUGGUUGGACAGUGAGUAUACCCAAGGAGGGAAAACCGAAGCAGGGUGGGGUAUUGCCUCACCCGGGAAGUGCAACGGACCGGAGAACUCCCUCUCCUACCCAAGGGAGGCCAUUGGAGACUUUCCCAGACACUCCAGCUCAGAUACACUUUUCCCACAGUCUUCACAGCCCAGAGACCAGGAGAUUCCCGCCAGUGUGGACAACACCAGCGCAGUGGGUUUCCAACAUAAAACUGGGCGGCCAUUUAGCCAGUGCCUCAGGUUUCCGGCAAAAAACAGGGCGGCCAUUUUAGCCAAUGCCUGGAACACCUGCAAGACAGAACCGCCCAUUCCCCUGAAAAAAAGGAGGCUGAAGGCUGGGAGCCAAGUGAUCUGGCUCGGGUCCCAACCCGAAAAAGGCCAGCAAACUGAGUCUCACUGGCUUGAGAUUUUAGCAGCCAAUACAGCAGUUUGAGCUUGACCCAAGACAGUCAACCUCGGUGAGGGCAGGAGCACCUGCCACUACAGGGCAGUUCUAACCUUGCCUGUGUAAACAAAAUUGCA
Molecule: messenger RNA, 2028 nt
Organism: Cebus imitator (Panamanian white-faced capuchin)
Lineage: Eukaryota; Metazoa; Chordata; Mammalia; Primates; Cebidae
Exons: 1
Coding region: 1433-1939 (168 amino acids)
Source: RefSeq, a predicted model, not a curated record